CUGCAGAAUCUGUGAAGUCUACUUUGCCAGAUUGUGUCGGAAGGCACACUGGAUACAAAUUGCACAUUGAGAUCAGGUGUCAUGUCACUGCUUUUGCAACACAGAAGCAGUGAAGCAGCAAACUCUUCAACAAGAGAGCCCAGCUUAGCAUUGUGAACUAAAUAGAUUUGAGAGAAAGAGUACCUUUUACACGCACUAUGUUCAAAAUUAUUGAAGAUAAUGUCAAUGAGAACUAAUUGUACCUGAUCAAUGAAAGACCUACGAGGAAACAUGUCAUAAUCGCAAGGACACUGAUUACCUGUAUUUGGGGAUCUUUGUGUUGGAAAUGUAUGGCUGUAAGCUUGUUACCACAACCUGAGUUGGUUCCGUUGAGGUUAUGUCAACAAGUAUAUACAUGUUAGAAAAUAGGGAGUUGCUCAAAAUGCAGAAACUGGAUGAUGUCCACAAAGGGCAGAGCAGUGCUGGAACCUCGUGAAAAGUUAACGGAAACUAGCAAAUUGAAGUCCCAAAAAGCAGAGAAGUGAAUGAGCCAGUGACAGUUGCAAGUCUUUGGCUUCUUCGCGAGUGAUAAUAAUAACCACCAUAAAAUUACACCAUUUGGGAUAGCCAAGGGGAAUUAUGAAGCAAGGCGACGGUCGAUGAUUUGCAAAUCUUGAAGCAGACGACAGUACACCCUGCAAUAUUUAAUGAUCUGCUUCAAGCUGCAAGGGCCAACAGUAACUUAGAUCCAUCAUCCAUCGUUCAUCAUUGAGCCAUGACCUGAAUGUGUACCUGAUCACCUGCAUCCACACGCCUUGCCUCCCACCUUCGCUUCCCAGCUUCUCCUCACACUCUGCUUUAUGAAAAUCCACUUUGUCCAUGUCCCAUCAGAUAGUGUUCUGACUUCUUCUUCUUCUUGAAGACGGGACGGAAUGUUGCACUAGCUCGACGAAACCUAUCAAUCUGCAUGCACGACGUUUGAAGUUUAAGUUUGCUCAUUGUCUGAUAGAUAUCACAGUCUUGUCACUAAGAUGUUGCUCUUUCCCGGGUCGCAUUCUACCCAAUUGUCUUUAGUAGCCCUAUCAUGCACAUUACGUUAACUUCUUUCGCAUCGCUCAAUGUUUAGUGUACAUUUGGGAUAGCUGAAACAUUCUUGCACUGUGUGGCCUCUCGAUCUGUUUCUGCACUCAUGUAUACCUAGGGGCUCCUCACCUCCUACAUGGUGUGACUUCAUAAAGUUGUUUGAAGGGGGUAUGGUCCUGUAGAGUUUUGUCUACACACACACAAGGCAGUGCCCAUCAGUGCUUUACAGGCUCUGUUGAAAACAUCGUGGCAUCCAGAGGGGGGUCGGAAAUCAUGUCGACUUGCUCGUAGAAAGUAGCUUCGUUCUUUUUUCAGCAAUAUGAAGAAGUACGCUCGACUCAGGUCAACUUCGGUGACAGACCAAUCUGAGCCAUGCCGAAGCCCACACCCUGAUCAAUGCACAACUCUCUCCCUAGAUGACGACCCUCCUUGCAAAUGGAAGAGCAAUAACAUCGCCUCACCCUCAGGCAGCUCCAAACGCGUCGAUGUCCAUUGUGAGAAUGUUGACGUUGCGUCUUCGUCUUCCUCAAGAGUGCAUACGGAGACUCUUAAGAAGUUGAGCUCUCUCAAGGAGAGUAGUCACCUCGAUGAUCUGAAUUUGAAGCCACCGCCAAGGGGUAGAAAUGCGGCACAGUGUGGACCGGGUGAAGUCUAUGGCCCCAAAGUUGAGAGUAACGAGUCCUUGCCUGAUAAUUUGCAAAGGUCAGGAUCAGAUCUAAACAACAGGUGCACGAGCUUUAGUAGUGUUGGGGUUGGUGCAAAGAGGGCGAUGGGGAUUACCAGUAUCUCCGAGUCGCCCUGCACUCUAGCGAUGAAUAAUCGUAAGUUCACUCAUCGAAGAAGCGCUUCUAUGCACGAUCAUGUGGGUCAAUCAGCAAGGCUAAUCUCUGCUGCUAUGAAGCCCACUGCCCAAAGACCGGCUGCAAAGUCAGGUUUAGGUUUUCUAGAAGAAGGUGAAGAAGCAGAAGCAGCAGCAUGGUCGUCCUCGUAUGGCCAGCCCAGAAAUACUUAUGACAAUGCAGCGCCAUCAGCUCGUCGAUUUUGUGCCAGUUCUAUUACCUCUACCAGACUCGCGCAGAACAACUUCUCCUCUCCGCUGCAGAAGAGUUGCCUGUGGGAAGAAGUCGAGGAGGAUGAUUUUAGUGCAGUUAGGGUUGCUAGAGCAUCGGCAAAAGUCAGGGCAAGCGGUGUGCAGUCGAUGCGGUACGAUCGAUUACAACCUGAGGUAUGCAUGGCGGGGGAACUGGGCAAUUCCAUGGACGAGAUGUGCAGCCAGUCCGUGCGGGAGGGAGUGGCGCAUGCGCAGGCCAUUGCGGCUAUGGCUAAAGCGUAUGCGGAGAAGUAUGGCCUGCCGCAGGCGGUGGUGGAGUGUGUGUCAUGUGGGCGGGGGCUAGGUGUGAUCGUUGAGGGGAAUAGCCCAGGUAGCUACGACUCUUCGUUUUGCCGGUCGUGUCGCCCGCCCGUGCUUGCCAAAUCCAACAGCAAAGGAGGGAAGGGUAUGAUGCACUACUGUCGCAAGAUCCUUCUCCGCAUGGGCAAAAAGCCCUCCCACAAAUACACCGUGGUCUGAAAUUAGUUUAUUGGCCCGUUCCUGAACAAUGUAGUUUCAUGCCGGUUAGGAUGAAGCUCCUAUGCCACGCCGGAGAAGAUCUGCAAGUUCAUUUCAGAAGGUCACAUUUGUAAAGCUGUGCUCUACUUAGUCGCUGAUACUCUAGAAUCGAUCAUGGGUUUUUGUUGUGGAAUGAAUCUUCACAUAAGUUGAUUAGAUGUCAGUUCUAUACAUAAUACGACGGUAUGAUUUCUUGGCGGUUGCAAUUGA
Messenger RNA from Physcomitrium patens, 2881 nucleotides. RefSeq lists its product as uncharacterized. The record is from RefSeq and is a predicted model, not a curated record. NCBI's taxonomy places the organism in Eukaryota, Viridiplantae, Streptophyta, Bryopsida, Funariales, Funariaceae.